Messenger RNA from Marchantia polymorpha subsp. ruderalis, 2754 nucleotides. The record is from the annotation of a GenBank genome assembly. NCBI's taxonomy places the organism in Eukaryota, Viridiplantae, Streptophyta, Marchantiopsida, Marchantiales, Marchantiaceae.
GAGUGGAUUGGAUUGGAUCGGUGAAGGAAACUUCGGUUGCGAGUGGAGCUGUGGUGGUUUGAGGGACGAAGAAUGAUGUGAUGUGAUGGUACGUUAGAGUCGUUAUGUGCGAAGGCGAACAACGUUACAGAAGUGUGGAGCCGAAGCAAUUCUGUACUCGGUCAUGCAGUUUAGUUAGACUUGUAAAACAAGGCCUGACUUGGCACGGCAUCGUCGUUUUCCGUAUGUAACGUGGUACUUUACUUGCGAAGCAACUUAUUCGAUCGGAUCGUAGAGCUCUUGGUUGGAUUGUUACAACAGAUUGCCCUAGAGGAAUAAUUUUCUUCACUCCGGAAAGGCAAUCUGCACUGCAAGUGCGAAGGAACUAAAAAGAAGAGCUCUGUGUUUUCCGUGAUUUGGAGGCUGAAGUAGGAAGUGGAUAGGCGGGCGUGAUUCAUUGAUUUGGAACUUCAGUUUGUGAUUUUCGAUGCAAACAACGAAUCAAGUCCGCUUUGAUAGCGACUUGGUGCGUUGGGGUCUCCAUUUGCUCGAUGGUGGAGGGAGUUUAUUUCCACCCUCAAGUGGGAACAACACAGCAAGCCAAACUUCCAACCCUUCAUAUGAAAGCAGCACGACCAGUAACUAUUACAACUACGCAAAUGAAGGAGCCACAGGAAGAGAGUCUGAAGACCCAGGGUAUGGAACAGCGGGUGUUUAUCAAGAUAGUGGGUUGUCCAAUCACUUUCAGUCUCUAGGAGUUGAAGAGGAGGAUACGAUGGCACCCCGACGAGCCGGAACUCCGGACUAUGAGGAAUACCAACAUGGCAGUGAUGAUGAAUUCAACCUUGCCAUUGCCCUUUCUAAGUCAGAAUUGGCUUAUGAUAGAGAAGUUCGCAGACGUCUGGUGGGAACAUUUACACUUGACCACUCGCCUAAAGUAAAUACGGCCUUCCCAACGAUAGAUCAGGAAAAAGUGGGUCACCGCGAACUUAAGAACAGGUUACGUCAGUUUGGUUUGAAAGAACGGCAAAUAAUGGGAGAUGGAAAUUGUCAGUUCAGAGCUGUGUCCGAUCAGCUUUUUCGGUCACAAGACUAUCACAAGUAUGUGAGGAAGUGUGUUAUAGAUCAGUUGAAUGCUAAACCGGAUUUGUAUCGAAAUUUUGUGCCCGGGGAUUAUAAUGAAUAUGUCAAGAAGAUGGCGAAGCUUGCCGAAUGGGGUGAUCAUGUAACUAUACAAGCUGCUGCAGACUGUUUUGGAGUAACCAUAUUUAUUAUGACGUCUUACAUGGACGGUAGUGGGUGUCACAAAAUAUUGCCCCGACCUCAAGAUGGUGUCCAUAUCAGUGAACGAGCAUUGUUUCUGAUCUAUUGGUCGGAGGUUCAUUACAAUUCUCUCGAUUUGGAAGGAGAUGUACCCUUCGCACCACUUAAAGACCGGAUCAGCCGCCCAAAGUACAAAACCAAACAAGACAAAACCAAACAAGCGAAACAAGUGAAGAAAACGCCAAAGAAGAGAGGAGAAAAGAGAACGAAACAAGUGAGGAAAUCAAAAAAGCCCUCGGAACCGUCAGACAGUCCUUCUCUAGUUCUUCUCUCUCCUAGAAAGCCAGUUUCAACCAGAAAGAGGAAGAAACCUGCAGUUUCAACCAGAAAGAAACCUGCAGUUUCAACCAGAAAGAGGAAGAAACCUGCAGUUGCAACCAGAAAGAACAACUCGACUGAGUCGGAAUACUCAGACAGAUCUUCUGGAGGUUCGUCGUCUGAGUCGGAAUACUCAGACAGUUAUUCUGGAGGUUCGUCGGCUGAGUCGGAAUACUCAGACAGUUAUUAUGGAGGUUCGUCGGCUGAGUCGGAAGACUCAAACAGUUCUUCUGGAGGUUCGUCGAGAAGAACAGAGACAGAAAGCGAUGAGGAGGAUGAUGUACGCACCCAGAAACGGAAGAAACCUGCAGUUUCAACCAGAAAGAGGAAGAAACCUGCAGUUGCAACCAGAAACAAGAAGAAACCUGCAAAAAGGAGAAAAACAUAGACGAUUAAGAGAGGUAUCACGAUCUUGAAGAAAUCAAAAAAGCCCUACCAAAGAAAGAAGAAGAAAGAAAAGAAAACGUCAUACAAGAGAGGGAAAAAGAAUUCCAAACAAGUGAGGAGAAAGAAAAGGAGAAAAAGAUGAACGAUGAAGAGAAGUAUCACGAGAUUGAAGAAAUCAAAAAAGCCCUAAAAAAGAAAGAAGAAGAAAGAAAAGAAGACGUCAUACAAAAGAGAAAAAAAUAAAAUAAAGUUGGAAGGUUGACUCCAAGACAAGAGUGUUGCAGGUGAAGGAAAACCUUCAUAAGUCCAAGAUGUCAAAAAUUUCCAUCAAAGGUGAAAGCACAUACAUAGAACCGAGAGACCAGAGUGGGAGAGAGAAACAUAUUUUUGCAAGUUACUGUAAUUCACUGCCUUGAUAUCUUACAUUAGAAAAAACAGCUAGUAAGAAUUUCAAUUCAAGGAUAUACAUUUGAACAACAUCUACAAGAUUAUGUAGAGGUAAAAGUACCACAAACCAUCAGAAUCUUCCUGAUGGUGGAUUACGUAGCAAUAAAUUCAUGCUCUUUGAUUCACCCAUAAUAUUUUUUUCUCUUUGGAAAUGACAUCGAAAUAUGAUGAAAAGAUAUAUCAAAGUAAAAAAACAAUCAAACAUCUUGUCAAAAAAACAAUCUUUGUUUUUUUGGGAAGGCUGUUCAUUUUGAAUUGUAGUAUAUGUUGACUAUAAUAUAAGUAUCACAACUUUGAAAG